This is a messenger RNA of Gavia stellata (red-throated loon), 2047 nucleotides long. Its product is annotated as pituitary tumor-transforming gene 1 protein-interacting protein. Gene Ontology annotation, biological process: protein import into nucleus. Lineage: Eukaryota; Metazoa; Chordata; Aves; Gaviiformes; Gaviidae. The record is from RefSeq and is a predicted model, not a curated record. Gene Ontology annotation, cellular component: cytoplasm; nucleus. The transcript is spliced from 7 exons. The coding region runs from base 1 to 552 and encodes 183 amino acids.
AUGGGGGUGCUGCGGUUGUGGCCGCUGUGGCUGCAGGGCUUGGCGCUGGUGUGUGGCCGCGCCGGUAUGGGCCUGGCGCACCCCACCACCACGGCUCCACCAGCACCGGUGCAGGUGUGUUCAGAGUUUUCCCAGAGGUCCUGUGAAGAAUGUCUAAAAAAUGUUUCGUGCCUUUGGUGUUACACCAACAACACUUGUAUUGAUUACCCUGUAAGAAGCAUUCUUCCACCGUCUUCAUUAUGUUCACUCUCAAAUGCUCGAUGGGGAGUUUGCUGGAUAAACUUUGAGGCUUUAAUUAUUGCCAUAGCUGUAGUAGCUGGACUCAUUCUGGUGUCCAUAGCAGUCUGUUGCUGUUACUGCUGUUACUGCAGAAGGCGUUCCAGGAGUAGACCAGAUGAAGAAGAAGAACGGCUAGCUAGAAAGAGAGAGGAACGAAGACUACAGUCUCUUCAGAGGAAACAAGAAAGAAAACUGAAGCAUGAUGAAAUACGUAAGAAGUAUGGUCUUCUCCAGGAUUCUGAUAAUCCAUACAGCAGAUUUGAGAAUGAAUAAAGCUGAGCACCUUCCACUAGAGCUGAAACUCCAGAAUACAGGAAGAUAGUUUCUUUUCAUUUGCCUUCUGGGUUCUUUUUUUCCCCAAAAGGUUUUUUUUCCUAGUUGUAAAACUAGGAGUGGAUUAAAGACUUCAUGAAAUACAUGUUUCUAUCUUCUACCUAUAUGGAACUACUUUUUUAUAAAUGCUUUUGGUUGUUGAAAUGUUUGAUUUAAUUUUUUUUAUGGUGACAUUUAAGUGUGAAACAGUAUCUUCCUUCCUCUUAAAACUGUAUUUUAUUACUUGAUGUAGGUGGGUAAUAGUCACAAUCAUGUGUUUGAAUUCAGUCUUAACUCCCACUUAAACCGUUGUUUCCAUGUUCCUAAAUAAAGAUUUUUCCCUAUUAAUCUUUUUUAAUAAAAAUAGAAGGCAACAUGGCAGUACAGCUUCACCUAGCAGAAAUAGCUGAUGAGAAAAUACUUACAUAUUUACACUUUGAGAAUUGGGUGGAGUUUUUUCCUCUGGAAGAAGAUCUUCAAGAGGGUAAUGUCUAAGGGUUAAUAUGUACUUUAGAUAUAUCACUGAUGUGAAAAAGAAGUUAUUUCAGUUAGCAAAACUGGAAGAAGGUCAUUCUUGAAAUAAACAUAGUUAUGUGUGCCUAAAUUUAAGAAGAAACAUUGGCCUGUGAAGACUUUCUUCUGUAAGAUUAAUCUAUAAUUACAAAAAAAACCUGAAAAAAGUUGCUUAGACUCUGCAGUUUGACCCUGGUCAGCAGCCAAGCACCACCUAGCUGCUUCUUCCCUCCCUACAGUGGGAUGAGGGAGAGAAUGGGAACAGCAAAAGCAAGAAAACUCUUGCAUUGAGAUAAAGACAGUUUAAGUGAAGAAAAGGAAGAUGGGGGAACAAGUCAUGCAAAGCCAAUCACCACCUUGCAGAACUAGAUCUCUGCCCAUCCUCCCCUCAGUUUUUGUUGCUGAGCAUGAUGUACAGCCUGGAAUAUCCCUUUGGUCAGUUCUGGCCAGCUGUCCCAGCUGUGUCCCCUCCCAGCUUCUUGCCCACUCUGGCCUACUUGCAAGAGUGGGGAGAAAGGAAACCUUGAUGCUGUGCAAGCAACAGCAAAAGCCAAAGCACUGGUCUGUUACCAGCACUUUUCUAGCCCCAAAGCAAAGCACCAUAUAGACUGCUAUGAAGAGAGUAACCUCCAUCCCAGCCAGACCCAGUACAGCAAGAAAGCAGUAUUUUUUUAUUCUUUUAUUGUUCUUUUGAUAUUUCCAUAAUGUGAUUUAUUUCCUCUCUCUUCUCAUAGAGGUGUUUCAUUGAGCAUUUUUACUAGCUUAUCAAUAUGAUGCAACAAGCAAAGAGCUCUUCUUCCCCCCCGGUCUAAUGCAAGUUCCCAUUUAUUCUGUACACUUUAAAUAACCUCCCUUGCUGUAUAUUAUCCAUUAAACAAAUAUACCAUAUUGAAGAUGUUUAUGUUUUUAUCAAGGUUCCUAAAAUAAAUACUUUAACAUCUUU